AUGGAGUAUUACAUCAAACGUACCAUCGAGCGAGUUCGAGAACACUGGAGAAGUAGUGAGGAUAUAAAACACGAAAUUAACGUUGACGAAAGUACGUAUCUUCAUUUAGCCGCACGGAAUAGCAUCGCAAACAUAGGUGCCUCACGGGACCAUUCGAUCACGUCUAAUCGUUCUUUGGAUGAUGGUGCUGCAGCAGGGUCAGUUGGUCAAUAG
This is a messenger RNA of Pochonia chlamydosporia 170, 213 nucleotides long. RefSeq lists its product as hypothetical. The coding region runs from base 1 to 213 and encodes 70 amino acids. The transcript has 2 exons. NCBI's taxonomy places the organism in Eukaryota, Fungi, Ascomycota, Sordariomycetes, Hypocreales, Clavicipitaceae. The record is from RefSeq and is a predicted model, not a curated record.